Pelobates cultripes (western spadefoot toad) is the source of this 465-nucleotide messenger RNA. Lineage: Eukaryota; Metazoa; Chordata; Amphibia; Anura; Pelobatidae. The record is from the annotation of a GenBank genome assembly.
AUGACUAAAUCAGUCACUCAGGCCAUCUACACAGCAAUGGGGGCGAUGUCAAAUAACCUGACCCAAUCCAUCAACAACGCCAUCAUGGCGUCUGGCCACAACCCCAGAGGCCUCCGCUCCAAGGCCCAAGACGACAAGCCUGCCCCCCUCAGCGGUCGCAAGGCUACUGAAAAGACCCAUCAUAUGGGCAAACAAAUCUCCAAAACUAUUUUUACGGACAGGUUGCGUCCUGUCACUGAUGAGGACAUGGGGCCCCCACGUAAGCGAGCCUCCCGCCGGGCAAAAACGGUGAGGGCAUGGAAAUGGGCUAAAGCCCAGACAGAAAUAUCCGACUCUGAUUCGGACCAAGAGGAGGUGUUGAGCGAGCCAGAAGAGAUGGGCUCGUUGGAAUCGGAGAACUCUUCUCCGGAGCGCAGUUUAACUGGCAAAACCAGCCAACAAGGGCCAAUGAUUCGGUUAUUCUAG